Molecule: messenger RNA, 1990 nt
Organism: Phacochoerus africanus (Common warthog)
Lineage: Eukaryota; Metazoa; Chordata; Mammalia; Artiodactyla; Suidae
Gene: RELL2
Product: RELT like 2
Exons: 6
Coding region: 447-1337 (296 amino acids)
Biological process (GO): positive regulation of cell-substrate adhesion; positive regulation of p38MAPK cascade
Source: RefSeq, a predicted model, not a curated record
UGCGCUCACAAGCGCGCAAGGCUCUCGCUCUCCGCCCCGCACACCUGUGCUCCGCCCCCUGGUCCCGGGCCGGCGACGGUCGAAGGCUUGGGAACCCAAGGCUGCUGCGGCGGCGCCCCCCAUCUCAUUCCCUUCCCAGCGCUGGUAUAGUCCGGAGCCUGUCGCCAGUCCCGACCAGCCCGCAUCCCUCUCCAUCCUUCCCUCCCCCCGCCUGCCGCGGCACCGGUAUCUGCAGCCGCAGCCCGGAGCCCUUGAAGCGGCGAAGGGGGGAGGGGAAGGAAGCAAGGGAUGAGCGCCGGGAGGGCGUCGGGGGCCCCGAGCCGGACUAGGACGCCCCUGGAGCCGGAACCCGAGCCGGAGCCGGAGCCAGAACCAAAUCACCGGUACCGGCUGCAGCCCCCUAGCCCCAGGAGGCGCCCUGGCCCGCGCUCGCCCCCCAGGGCCUCAUGUCGGAACCACAGCCUGACCUGGAGCCGCCCCAACAUGGGCUGUACAUGCUCUUCCUGCUUGUGCUGGUCUUCUUUCUCAUGGGCCUCGUAGGCUUCAUGAUCUGCCACGUGCUCAAGAAGAAGGGCUACCGCUGCCGCACCUCGAGGGGCUCGGAGCCUGACGACACCCAGUUGCAGCCCCCCGAGGACGAUGACAUGAAUGAGGACACAGUGGAGAGGAUUGUUCGCUGCAUCAUCCAAAAUGAAGCCAAUGCUGAGGCCUUAAAGGAGAUGCUGGGAGACAGUGAAGGAGAAGGGACAGUGCAGCUGUCCAGCAUGGAUGCCACCUCCAGCCUGCAGGACGGAGCCCCCUCCCAUCAUCACACAGUGCACCUGGGCUCCUCGGCCCCCUGCAUCCACUGCAGCCGCAACAAGAGACCCCCGCUUGUCCGUCAGGGACGCUCCAAGGAAGGGAAGAGUCGCCCCCGGCCUGGGGAGACCACGGUGUUCUCUGUGGGCAGGUUCCGGGUGACACACAUUGAGAAGCGCUAUGGGCUGCACGAGCAUCGUGAUGGCUCCCCCACGGACAGAAGCUGGGGCUCUAGCGGGGGGCAGGACCCAGGGGGCGGUCAGGGGCUUGGGGGAGGGCAGCCCAGGGCAGGGAUGCCUGCUGUUGAGAGCCUGCCCCCGCCCCCUGAGAGGCCACAGCGCCAGGUCCUGGCCAGCCCCCCGGUGCAGAAUGGAGGACUCAGGGACAGCAAUCUAGUCCCUCGGGCGCUUGAGGGGAAUCCUGGAGCCUCUGCAGAGCCAGUACCAGGGGCUGCAGGGAGGGGCCCAAGCCCAGGGCCAGCCAAGCAAGAGGCACAUGGACGGCCAAGCAAACCAGACACCUCCAGUCACCAGGUAUGAAGAUAUGGCCAGGACCGUGGUGGGUUGUGGUGGGCUCAGCUCUUCUCACCCUUCUACGGGGGGCGGGGGGGUGCACGGAUAUGACCCACCUCCUGUUCUCCUGCUGUUGACCCCUCCUCUCUCUCAGGUGUCCCCACCACGGGGAGCAGGGGGUGUGUGAGGUGAGUCUGCCUGGGCCCUAUUUCAGAUAAUUUCAUCCUGUACCUCCCACUUUAAACUGCCUAAUAAGCUCAUCGGCUCCCUAUACCCCCAGGGGAAACUCCAGGCUGAGCCUUUGGUACAUACUCCUUGGCUUGGUGGUCGGGAGUGGGCAUGGGCUUCGGGGGUAGGGAAGGCCCUGGAGCCCCUGGGGAAAAGGGGGGACCCAGCUUGAAUAGGAGGCAACUCCGUUACCCCUCCUCUCCUCCAAGCCGCCUCCUUCUCUGCGCUGAUGGACUGACUACCAGCUGGCAGGGCCCAGGGGAGGGGGGCCUGAAGCCGUUCAUCUCCACUGGACAGCACUGCCCUCCAGCUGAGGGACCAGCCCUCCUUCUACCUGGAGUUGCAUGGUCUCAGGUUGGGGGGCUUGGGAGAAGGGCCCCGCCCCGGCCCUCAGUCCCCCCCCCCGCCCCGCCUGCCAACAGGUCGCCUGACCCGCCUUCCCCACCGCCUCA